Cyanistes caeruleus (blue tit) is the source of this 1159-nucleotide messenger RNA. Lineage: Eukaryota; Metazoa; Chordata; Aves; Passeriformes; Paridae. The record is from RefSeq and is a predicted model, not a curated record.
UGUGAUUUAUGAAGAUGUUUUCCAUGAUCCCAGCUCCAAACCUGCUGGGCAGCUCCAGAGGGGCCUGAAGCGAGGGUCACCCUUGGGGCAGGAUCCUGGGUGUCCUCCUGGAGCUUCCUGCUCCCACCUUGGCUGCUUGGUGGGACCCACCCUGUUUGCAGAGAGGGACAGGCCAUAAAUCACCCCUGGGUUGGAAAACCCCGUCCAUCUUCUGAGAAUUGAGGAUUUGCUGAGGGGAAAAGUCCUCGAGACCAUCAAGUUCAAUCCUCAGCACUGCCGAGGCCACCCCUGACCGUGUCCCCAAGUGCCACAUCCACAGGGAUUUUAAAUCCCUCCAGCAGUGGGGGCUGAACCCUGAGCUGGGCCUGGCCUGGAGAGGCUUUUUGGGGAAGGAAUAUUCUGAAUUUCCAGCUGAGCCUCCCCUGGCCCAGCUGGGAGUUGUUUCCUCUUGUCCUGUCCCUGUUCCCUGGGAGCAGAACCUGAGCCUCCCCUGGCUCAGACCUUUCAUACCACCACGCUCUGGACCUCGCACCGCCGUGUCUGUCCCUGCUGUCACCUCCUGGUCACACAUUCCCUCCCCUGGGGACCCCCAUGGCAGCAGGACCCCAAACCCUCUCUGCUGCUGACCAAAGGUGCCCAAUGCACCCAUCCCCAUUGACCUGGGGCUGGACUGGGCUCCUGGCCAGAUUCGUCCCACCUGGAACGUCCCGCUGUCCCAGCCCCCUGGUACGCCCAUGGCAGCUCCCAUAAAAGCGCUCCCAGCGCGGUGGGAAGCAGGAUCCAGGAUCCAGGAGCUGGGAUGGGGCCGUGCCGAGCGCUGCCACCGCUGCUGCUGCUCCUGGGGCUGGUGGGAGCCUCCACGCCGGAGCCCCAGGGAUCCACGGCGGGACGGGAUGGAACCACGCUGGGAUGGGAAGGAACCGCGCCGUCCUCGUCCCUGAGCUACGGGGCCGUGGUGGCAGCGGCCGUGGAGCUGCUCAACGCCAGGGCCAUCAGUCCCUACGUGCUGCGGCUCCGGGAGGCUCAGCCCCGGCCUGGAUGGCCCUCAGACCUGCAGAGCCGGCAGGAGCUGAGCUUCACCCUGGAGGAAACCACGUGCCGGGCACCGGGAAUGGCCACCAGCCACUGCAAGAGCCGCUGGCUCGGGUGGGGAAACUGA